Molecule: messenger RNA, 2189 nt
Organism: Microplitis demolitor
Lineage: Eukaryota; Metazoa; Arthropoda; Insecta; Hymenoptera; Braconidae
Product: prion-like-(Q/N-rich) domain-bearing protein 25
Exons: 9
Coding region: 1-1896 (631 amino acids)
Source: RefSeq, a predicted model, not a curated record
AUGGUUCAAGUCUUACUUCUUAUUUUGCUGUCUGCAAAUAAAAUUUUAGGAUAUAAAAAUAAUUACGACUAUCAAUGCGCACAGGACAAUAAUCAAUGCAAUCCUGCCUACCAACAACCAUGCUUGUAUGUAGGAAUGUUUUGCGUACGAAAUGAGGAUUGUGAUAGAGUAUUGCAUUCAAAGUGUUCAAAAGAUAGCAUGUGUAUUUGCAGAUCUAAUAAUAUUGAAAUUAACUCUACCGUAUGUGCACCGCUAUUGGGUGAAUAUUGCGUGAAUAAUGAAAAGUGUGCACCUGAUAAUUCUAUUUGUAUUCAUAACGAAUGUCGAUGCAGGGAAAAUUAUUUACCUGUGUCUAAUAAUCAAUGCAAACUAAAGAUACUUGGAGAACCUUGCACUGACGAUAAUAAAUGCAAAGAAGUAAAAUUUGCACAAUGUUCGGCGUAUAAUAAUAAAUGUGACUGUACAGCUAAUACUGUUGCAUUAAAUUCAACGUUUUGUGCACCGCUUUUAGAAGGGUUUUGUGAGACCAAUGAUGAAUGUAUACGAAUGAAUGCUACUUGUGUUCAUAAUAAAUGUAUAUGCGAGACUAACUUAAUUCCUCAAUCUAAUGUACGCUGCAUAGGAGUUUAUAUACGAAUGCCUUGCGAUCAUGAUUAUGAUUGUAAUGAAUUCAUAAAUCAUUCAAGCUGUGAUGACAAAAAAUUAUGCGCGUGUAUUAUCAAUCAUUAUCCGAUCAAUCGGACAGUAUGUGCGCCAACGUACAAUCAAAGUUGUCAGGACCAUGAACCUUGUGCAAUAAUAAACUCUCUUUGCAUUGAUAACAAGUGUCGAUGUAAACAUAACUAUGUUUAUCAAGAAUUUAAAUGCUAUCCAACAUAUUUGGGAGAACCUUGUCUUAUCCAUAAAGAUUGUCAUAAAAUAAAAUUUGGAAUUUGUUCAAAAGAUAAAAAAUGCGUUUGUGAUGAUAAACAUAUGCAGUUUAAUGAAACAUCAUGUGGGCCAAUUAUAGGUGGAUUUUGUUCAAAGGAUGACGAAUGUAAAAUUUUAAACGCUCAAUGUAUUAACAAUCAAUGCGAAUGUAGAGCUUUUUAUUCACCUUUAUACAAUAAGCAAUGUUUACCAACUGUGUUAGGAUGGAAUUGUGAAUAUGAUGACGAUUGUAGAAAUUUAUACAAUACAAUGUGUUCGGAAAAUAAAAAAUGUACUUGCCGAUCGAAUCACGUUCCUUUUAAUAACACAAUGUGUGCUCCAUUAUUGGGUGAAUAUUGUUGGAAUGAUGAACAAUGUAUAACAAAGAAUUCAGUUUGUAUCAAUCAUGCGUGUGCAUGCAAUCAUAAUUUUAUAGAACAAUCGAACAAUGAAUGUGUUGAUGAGUUUUUAGACGUAUUUUGUGAAAAAAAUCAACAUUGCCAAAUUGUACCGAAUGCCAAAUGCUCAGAAGAGGAUAAGAAAUGUUUUUGUAGCAGUAGUCAUGUAAAACUGAGUAAAAUAGCUUGUGCACCGUUGUUGGGAGAAUUUUGUCGUUAUAAUGAAUCAUGUGGCGCGAAUAAUUCAACCUGUAUCGAUAGUCAAUGUUCUUGCCAGCAUAACUAUGUGCGCGGUUCUAAUUAUAAAUGCUUACCUCUCUUGUUGGACCUUGCAUGUAGAGCAGAUCAUGACUGUAGUAAAAUAAAAUAUGCGAAAUGUUCUGACAAUAAUAAGUGCGUUUGCAAAUCGAAUUUCCUUCAGUUAACCAGUAAAACAUGUGCACCGCUUAUUGGAGAAUAUUGUGAAGAAAAUAGUGAUUGUCAUCCCAUGAAUUCUCGCUGUUAUCAUAAAAUAUGUCAAUGCACCGAUGGCUUUGUUCGGCUAUCUAAUAACCAAUGUUUGUCAAGUAAGUACAUUUAUGACAAAUAGUGGAUGUUCGGAAUACGAGACAUGCAAUUACUUUCGUUUUCUAUUGCAAGGUUUUCUCAAAAAAUACUGUAAUAAUAAUAACGAUUGUGGUCAAGUGAUGCAUUCAAUAUGCUCAGAGAACAACGAAUGUGUUUGUAUUGCAAAUUACAUUGCAUUAAAUGAGACAACGUGUGCACCUUUAUUGAAUGAGCUAUGUUCGAACAAUGAAGUAUGCGCAACAUCUAAUGCUGUUUGCAUUGCCAAUAAAUGUCAAUGUAAACGUAAUUAUCUACCUCAGUCCGAUAAUUAUUGCA